This is a messenger RNA of Myotis brandtii (Brandt's bat), 2045 nucleotides long. RefSeq names its product TSC22 domain family, member 4 (gene TSC22D4). The transcript has 5 exons. Bases 402 to 1589 code for a protein of 395 amino acids. The record is from RefSeq and is a predicted model, not a curated record. Gene Ontology annotation, biological process: regulation of transcription by RNA polymerase II; response to osmotic stress. Lineage: Eukaryota; Metazoa; Chordata; Mammalia; Chiroptera; Vespertilionidae.
GCCUGCCCCAGGAAUGGGGGAGCUGGGGUGCGGGGGGCCUUGAGGACCUGCCAGGCCGAGGAGCUGCCUAUCCCCCGGUCACCCAGCCCCGGAGCCCUUUGCUCCCGGGACGCAUUAGAGUCCCUUUGCAAACUCAGCUCUGGAGUUCGGCAGCGACAGCAGCAGGAAAAACCUGCCCCUGCCCCCCCUGCUCGCCGCCUCCCCUCCCCUGUUCUCCCUUCACCAGCCAGGCACCCCCAGUUCCUGCCAGGCCCUCCCACCAUGUCGGACCCAGACGUCCCCAGGGGCCCCGAUGUCCCCGCCAUGUGGCUCCCCUGUUCUAGGGGUGCCUGAGCCCCUUCGAAGAGCCACUACCGCCCCGCCCCCCGCCCACUUUGGCCCCAUCCUGAGCCCCCGGGACCAUGAGUGGGGGCAAGAAGAAGAGUAGUUUCCAAAUCACCAGCGUGACCACGGACUAUGAGGGCCCCGGGAGCCCUGGAGGUCCAGACUCCCCUGCCCUGCCAGGCCCUACCGGGCCCCCACCCCGCCUGCCCAACGGGGAGCCCAACCCAGAGCCAGGGGGCAAGAGCACCCCCCGGAAUGGCUCCCCACCGCCCGGGGCCCCUGCCUCCCGUUUCCGGGUGGUGAAGCUGCCACAGGGCCUGGGAGAGCCUUAUCGCCGAGGCCGCUGGACGUGUGUGGAUGUUUACGAGAGAGACCUGGAGCCCCCUGGCUUUGGCCGUGUCCUGGAGGGGAUUCGUGGGGCCUCAGGGGGUACUGGGGGCAGAUCUUUGGAUUCCAGGUUGGAGCUGGCCAGCUUGGGCCUGGGUGCCCCUAUCCCACAGCCAGGCCUGUCUCAGGGUCCAACCUCCUGGCUUCUCCCUCCUCCCAGCUCCCCUGGACUUCAGGCCCGCUCCUUCACUGGGGGGCUGGGCCAGCUGGCAGUGCCUGGCAAGGCCAAGGUGGAAACACCCCCUUUGUCAGCUUCCCCACCCCAGCAGCGCCCCCCAGAGCCUGGGGCUGGAGAUAGCGUGGGCACAUCCCGGGCUGCCACGCCCCUGUCCUCCCUGAGGGUGGAAGUGGAGGCCAGGGGCUCCACAGCUGGAACUCCUCCACUGUCCCGGACUAAGGAUGGAGCCCUGCGACUGAGGAUGGAGUUGGUUGCUCCAGAGGAGAUGGGGCAGGUACCCCCCCACGACUCUCGCCCCAGCUCCCCGGCCCUCUACUUCUUCCCUGAUGCCAGUCUGGUCCACAAGUCUCCAGACCCCUUUGGAGCAGCAGCAGCCCAGAGCCUCAGCCUGGCCCGAUCCAUGCUGGCCAUCAGUGGCCACCUGGACAGCGAUGAUGAUAGUGGCUCCGGAAGCCUGGUUGGCAUUGACAACAAGAUCGAACAAGCCAUGGACCUGGUGAAGUCCCACCUCAUGUUUGCGGUCCGGGAGGAGGUGGAGGUGCUGAAGGAGCAGAUCCGGGACCUGGCUGAGCGGAAUGCCGCACUGGAGCAAGAGAAUGGACUGCUGCGUGCCCUGGCCAGCCCUGAGCAGCUGGCCCAGCUGCCGUCCUCAGGGGUCCCUCGGCUUGGGCCCCCUGCGCCCAAUGGGCCCUCCAUCUGAGCCUCCUUUCCCUCACAAUGUGCCUUUGGGGGCUGCCACAGCUGCCUGCCCCCUCUUCCUAUGCAGCUUUAAUUCCCCCUGAUCCCUAGGGAUGGGAGUUAAAGGCUCAGAAUUGGCCUGUCCCCCGAUCCUUCCUCCAUCUCGCCAUAGUGCCCAGGGACUCGGCUGGGGCAUCCCCAGGCCUUGAUGGAGGAGAGAGGGCUGCAGGACGGGGUGUGAGAUGGAGCUCCCUGCUCCCUCCCUAGGUGUCAGUGUUCUGGGACCCCCAGCAGUAGAUGGCUUGAGGGAGUUGGAGGCUUCCUGGCAGACACCCCAUCCUCACCUUAUUCCCUGAAAGUGCCCCCUCUUCUCUGCCCAGGGGAGGGAUUGUGGACAGUAUCUGGAAGUUCUGGGGUUCAGGUUGUUAUUAAAAUAAUAAUUAUAAUUAAAAAAUCCAAAGAAACUUGAAUCUGGAAA